Molecule: messenger RNA, 1512 nt
Organism: Puccinia graminis f. sp. tritici CRL 75-36-700-3
Lineage: Eukaryota; Fungi; Basidiomycota; Pucciniomycetes; Pucciniales; Pucciniaceae
Exons: 5
Coding region: 1-1512 (503 amino acids)
Source: RefSeq, a predicted model, not a curated record
AUGCGCUUUAGUAUUAAUGACCUUAUCCAUGACAAACCUCCAUCUCCAACAUCCCGACUCUCAAGCAAUGAUUGGAUGCAAGACCCAUUUGUUCAAAAUCGCUUGACAGAAUCAAACAAUCCUUUCUCAGCCAAUGAUCGUAAUGAAGGCCUUUCGAUAUCAUCUUCGGCGACUGGAUUUAAUAUUGUCAAUCAGUUCCCCUUCCAAGACCAGCAAAAGUUUCACUCAGUACAUGGUCCAUCUGUCCCUGCAGCCAGAAUAUUUGAUGGGACUGCACAUCUCCAAGGGCCUCAAAACACCAGCGAGCCCCCAGCUUACCAGCCUGUAGGCCAAUCAAACGGAAUUGAAGCCGAACAGCCAAGGGGAAAUUCUCCCCAAAUUCCAAUUCAAAUUGAGUUCACUUUCUACUUAGCCACGGAAUCACCAGCUCGCCCCAGCAAUCCUCGAAAACGCCCACCCCCCGCUUCCAAUGAGCCCAGGACUGAGAAAAAAGUCCAUUCUGAUCCUGAUACAAUUCGGAUUUAUUGGGAUGCUCAAGACCGCAACUUUGAAAGAUUCAAAGACACAGUCAUCCAAGCAAUUGGCGAGAAAGAGGGAGAGCAACUUGCAAUAUUUGCUCGUACACAAGACUCUGCAGGGAACAUAGACUGGUGUGUAUCAAUCCCUUUUGGUGGUUUAUUUGCAGCAAACCACAAACGACGUCUGGAGAAUUCCAAGGUAUUUGCCCGAUUUAUCACUGCUGCUGAAGGUGCCUCCGAUGAUCGGAAAGUGUUGUGUCAAUUAGUAAAAAAGGACCCAAAGGCCAUUGCUGAAAAAGCAUCAGCCUUAAAACGUCUCAAGCAAACUCAGUCAGGCUUGAAUCCCGAUGGGCUUGGUAACAAUCCAGAAGUCACCCCAACAGCUUCGGAAUCAUCUGGGGCAGAGAUCACAAGGCUCAUUCGGGACAUUUUGACGGCUCACGAUCCAUGCAAGCAACUCUCUGGUAGUUCUGAGAAGCCAGUUUUCAUCAACCCUGAAAACCAAAACGAGCUCUUUGUCAUAACAUUUCCCAAGGCUGAUGCCUGGGCUAGGGCAAUUAUGAGUUUGAACAAACCGGACUCACCACAAGUAUUCCAUCUGCUUCUAAAUCAAGCCCCACUGCAAGUCAAUCGGCUCAUCCAGCUCCACCGGUCCAACACGCUCCGAACAUCAGCACCUUCAGGUUUGUCAAACCCGGUUGCUUCCACCUCUACUGCCCAACCCAGUGAAGCUCCUGUCAUCAAAAGCUCUCCAGCUCCUUCCGAUGGUACAUCAAAUCUUGAAGAUUUUCUGAAGUUUGCCCGAGGGAAUGGCGACUCAGUUGCUUUGAAUGAAGGUCUCAACGAGCUUGGGAUUACCCAUUGGUCAAUGUUCCAAUUGACUAACGUUGAAGAGCUUGUAGAUGCUGGUAUUCCACGUGUAUCUGCUCGAUCACUUCUUCGGGCUUUCAGGAGAUACUCCAAAAUGAAAAAGAAUGACACCCAUCACGAUUGA